This is a messenger RNA of Aphis gossypii (cotton aphid), 561 nucleotides long. RefSeq lists its product as uncharacterized. The record is from RefSeq and is a predicted model, not a curated record. The coding region runs from base 193 to 561 and encodes 122 amino acids. The transcript has 5 exons. NCBI's taxonomy places the organism in Eukaryota, Metazoa, Arthropoda, Insecta, Hemiptera, Aphididae.
UGUCAAAUUUUUUCAAAUGAUAAUAAUGAAAACGUGCACAUUGUUUAUUCACCGAAUGAAAAAUCUUUUCCUAACACAAAAACAUUAUCACAUUCUAAUCUAUUGAAAUCACAAAAAUAGUGUUUAUGUUAUACCCAGCCUACCAAGGCUUCAAACUCCAAAGAUUUAUUUGCUUCAUUCAAAAUAUCUGAAAUGGAAACAUUAUCUAAAUCCCAGUGUAAUAUUUCAUCAAAAAGAAAACUUUUUGAUGAUUUUCAAGAAGCAUUAGAAUUGAAUGAUUUUUCUGAAAAAUCAUGUUUUAAACAACACAAUCCUGACGAUUUCUCAUCUGCUCUUACUUUGAAAACAUCAUCUUCUACUGCUUCAAAUCAAGGCCUUACGCUAAGUAACGGUAAAACUGGUAUUGAACCUACAAUGUCAUUAGCUGAGUUUCAAAAAUAUGUGGUGAAUACAUUGUCUACUAUAAAAUAUGACUUAAAUUUUUGUGUAUCUACUAAUCAACAAAUUAACGCUAACAUGAAUGGAUACAUGUCAAUUGAUCGAAAACAAUUGAUCGCAUGA